Mercurialis annua (annual mercury) is the source of this 925-nucleotide messenger RNA. RefSeq lists its product as uncharacterized. NCBI's taxonomy places the organism in Eukaryota, Viridiplantae, Streptophyta, Magnoliopsida, Malpighiales, Euphorbiaceae. The transcript is spliced from 2 exons. Bases 94 to 804 code for a protein of 236 amino acids. Gene Ontology annotation, molecular function: zinc ion binding. The record is from RefSeq and is a predicted model, not a curated record.
GAUUCACAACUUCAGGUCCCUAAAUGGAAGUCUGUUAAAAGCGUGUCUGCACGCUCCGUUAAAACAACAAAAGCAAUUAAUAAGAAUCCACGUAUGAAAAUAAUUGAUGACAGUGAAAAUACACGUCUGCAAUUUCCAAUACAUGGCAACGGGUCUAUUGAAACGGUAAAAUGGGUUUUAAUUGGGUCGGGAUAUAAAGGUUUGUCUAAUUGUUUUAGGGUUUCAACUCAACACAAACAGAAAAUCACCAUAACUUACCAUUGCAUCGACCUGUCGGCUAUGGCUGAAGAACUAUCAGAAGACAUUUUGAAAAAUCAAGAGGAUUAUGCAGAUGGAUUCCCCAUCUUCAAUGUUCCUAAAUGCAAAUGUGGAAUGGAAGCAAGGGUCAUGGUGUCGUGGACUGUAAAGAAUCCUGGGAGGCGAUUCUUUCGUUGCGCAAAACCUAAGGUGUAUGGAGAGGCCAAACCAUGCCCUUUUUUUAGGUGGUAUGAUGAGGAAUAUGCUCCUCACAUCAAACACAUGUUGUAUACUAUGAAGAAAUCCAAUGAGGAACUGCAUAAGGAAGGAGAGAAGCUCAGAGGAGACGUAUUUGAGUUGAAGUAUUUGAUAGAUAAAGCAAGUAUUAUUGAUGCAAUUUCUAUGGAGGAUGAACUGAUUAAAGCUAGUGACAAAAUUGAGAAGAUGGAGGUGGAGCUAACAGAUGUGUAUUCCUCUAAUAGGGGACUGCAGAUGGAAAUAAGAGAAUUGAAGAACGAACUCAAUGGUCGCAGGAUUAGAGAAGGAAAUAGAGGAACUGAAGGUUGAUAAAGCACCUCCUCUUAAUGUAGUAAUUAAUUUGUUAUGGUAAAUUUGGAACUGUAGUGAAUGUUGUGUUUAAAUUGAGGAACUUAUGUGAUUGUUGAUGUUUGUGUUUAAAUUCAGAACU